AUGACCAUUCGCCACACAUCCCGGGUCCCAGCUCGCAGAUCCACUUUCUUCGAGCAGGCAUGUCCAGUCAUUCGCACCCUGAUUGAACAGGACCCGUUCCAGACUGGUCCUGUGUUGCAAUGCAAGCUCGAGUCCAUCCUCCAGAGGAAAGUAUCACUCUCACUCUGCCACACUGCCAUCCAGCGAGCAGGUCUCUCACACAAGAGGGCAACACACCUCUACAAGUCCAAGCGACUGGAUGAGCGAGUGGCACAGUUCAGGGACCAGGUCCGCUCCAUCGACCCGCGGCGAUUCGUUUUUGUCGACGAGACGGGGAUCAGGAAAUCCAUUUUCCCUCUUUACGGAUACUCGCCGAAGGGUGCUCCGCUUCGCCAGUGCAAUCACAUGAAACACAAGUCUGUCUCGGCUGCAUUUGCCAUCAACCACUCUGGUGUGCUGCAUCGCAUGUACAUCCCCACAUCAUUCAAGACACACUCGAUGGUCGAGUUCUUUGAGCGAGCGACCUUCCCAGACGACUCUGUGGUUGUGAUGGACAAUGUCAGCAUGCACAAGACAAGGGCUGUCCUGGACUGCAUCGAGCGCCGAGGAUGGUCAGUGAUCUUCACCCCACCUGCUUCACCCGACUUCAAUCCCAUCGAGAACUUCUUUGGGGUUGUGAAGCAUCAGUACAGGAAGGCAGCAGCGCUGAAUGCGUCCGAGGGGUUCAAGGUCGGGAUGGUGACCCUGUUUGAGGUCACUUCCCCAACCAGCCCGCAACGACGGGCUCCUGCUCUUGGGCAUCCAGCAUUCUCUGGCCCCAUGCCUCCGAAGCGUAAGGGUACCGGUGAUGGCCAGCCUCGGCCACCCAGGCCCAAGAAAGCCAAGUCACAGUCGGAGCCUGUCUCUGAUCCAAUGGAUGUCGAUCCCACCGAGCCUGGUCCAUCUACUUCCUCGAGUACCGGCAAGCGAUGUCGCCAGUGCGAUGGCACCGAUCACGAACGUUGCAACACCAGCAAAUGUCCCAAAUACCGGCCCCUCAAGAGUUCUGUCGUCCCACUCGUGGAUGGAAGGUCAUCCGCCCCUCAGUUCAGCUGCUUCAAGCAGACGAUGGAUGGCUGUUGUCUCAAUCCCGCUCUCCGCGACAAGAUCCAGGCCACCGUCGAGGCCAUGACCCAGAUCCAGUUCGAGGCAUCCAGGCUGCUCAACCUGCACAUCCUCCGGUGCAUCGAGCAGGAUCUUCCCGUCCCCGUCAUCUCCAAGGCCACCCCUGCUUUCAUCCGCCAGUGCUUCACGAUUGUCGAGGCCGGUGCCCUCUCCCCGACCGGGGACAAUGAGAAAUACAACGAGCAUCUGGUCGCUUCCUUUCGCGACUACCAGACCACUCGGCACGCAGACCUGCCUCCGGCCCCUCGUCUGCCUGAUGGCGCUCACAGUCAGCUUCUCACCCUGGCUGUCAAUGCCUAUGCCACCAACUGCACCACCCACCUCAACCUGGCCUACUGGCGACUCCUUCGCCGCUUCUGCGCUGCCGUCUUCCCAGCCAACAAGCACAAGCACGAAGCCAUCGAGGCCUGUCUCGAGCUCUUCGAGAAACCAGGGCAGACUCCACCCAAGGCCGAUCUCGAGUUCCUCUAUCCAGACUUUGGCCACGUCCUGGACGAGUUUCGGUACAGCAACGACCAGGACCGCUUCCGGGCCCUCCAUCGCCUCUCACACCAUGUGAGAAUCCUCGCCCGAGACAAGAUGGUCGACGAUGUCCACAAGUGGAUCGACUGCGACAUGCCCGCCCUCCGAGUCACCGAACUGCAGCGCCAGGCCAAGCUGGACGAGCUCACUACCCAAGGCAUUCCCUCCGACGACAAGAGGUUCACCACGGCCAAGUCUGAGCUCGGCACCACCAAGGCCAAGAUCAACAAGCUGGCAUCCAGGAUCAACUGGGCACUCAAGCAGCUCGCUCUCGACACUCCUCCGGCCGUGUGCACGAUAGUUCCUCUAUGCACAGCCAAGGUCAAGUAUGUCAAGAUUGACACGGUCACUCUCUGGCAACUCCUUGACACCGAACAGCACCUUGGCCUCACCUGGGACAUGCUCAAGGAAGAAGGUGAGGACGGCAUCAACAACCAGGAUCGUCUCUGGCGCAGCUGCUUCAAGCUGCGUAGUUCCCUCUUCCAAGAGCGAGACGUGAACAAGAAGCUGUUCAACUACGAGAUCAGCACCGAUGGCAUUGGAUGCACCAUCGGCCUCGUCAAGUUUGUGCGUCGAACCGAUCACACCGAGACCACCACACCCGUCAAGACUGCCGAGCAGCGUAUCCAGGCCCACAUCGGCAGCCCAGACCCCGACAAGACCACUUGGAUUGGCAUCGAUCCUGGAGUCGGCUCCAUCUUCACGGCGGUCAUCCAAGCACCGGGCCACCAAGACGAGGUGGUCUCGUUCUCCAAUGGCCACUACCAGCACAUGUGUGGCCACAAGUCCAACACCGACUGGCACAACACCAUGAAGUAUCGACUCAGCAUCGAGACCUGGAUGUCGACCACCCCCUCGCCCAAGGUGUCGUCCUCGGAGGCCUUCAAGGUCCAUCUCACCCAUGUCCUGCGACCGGAGCUGCGAGUGCAGCUCGACUUCCACCUUGGCAAGAAGGCCCGUCACCAUCGCUUCACGGGCCACAAGAGGCGCCAAGUGGCCGUCGACAGGAUGUGCAAGGCCGUCCUGAAGCACGCCCCGAUACGGACCGAUGUGGUGAUCGCCUUUGGCAAUGCGUCAUGGCGUCAAGGCAAGGGCUAUGCAUCCAGCCCUCGGAGGCAGCGGUUUGCUCGGUACUUUGAGCAGUUCGAGCACCACCGACGCCGUCCCAAUCACCCUCAUGGAAGCGUCAAGGUGGCCUCAACGAACGAGUUCAACACCUCGCAGGUGUGCUCCAAGUGCCUGGAGCCAGUUCGGUUGGAAGGACUCGAUGCGCCCAGUGUUGCGAAUUCCCACUUUGUCAGGAGCUGCAAGAAUCCCAGCUGCCGGACAGUGUGGAAUCGCGACGUCAAUGCGGCGCGCAACAUGAUCACAUCCACACGAAUCCGGUCCGUCAAGGGCCAGCUCAGGAUUCGGCUCAAAGACUACAUCACCAAGCAGACCAAAGAGAUCGUGCCGUUGUCCAAGGAGGCUUCAGAACGGGCAAAGAGGUUCUGGGAAAUCGUGAGAAAGGCCUUUCUCCGCAAGGACAUUGACGCCUUUGCGCUUCUGGCGGGCACAAAGGCGCCAGUGCCCUAUCCCAUCACCAUCCGCCAGGGGUUCCAGUUCAAGUACCGCCUGAGGUCCAAGCAUGCGAUCGUGUGUGCCAUCCAGCAUCCUCGGGUGCCGAUCCGCUUCGAGGGCGGCUGUCUCGGAACCGAAGCCGACGCUGGCUACGAGGAAAGCGAGGACGAAAGCAGCCUCGAGGACGACCACGACCACCCGGACGGGAAGGAGAGCACCAAAGUCAAAAAAUCGAGGCCGUACACGAUCGCCUGUGUCGACCGCGCUCGCGGGAUCAUUGUCUGGGAUGUUACCCGGGUGUCCUUCAGCACCAAGCCGCGGAUCAUGCUCAAGCUCAAGACCGACCUGACCAACUUUGUGUUUUUGUCAAAGUUUGGCAUGUACUGCGGGUGCUCGUAUGACAAGUCGAUCAAGUUUUUCAACGCCAGAUUCGAGCUUGCUAAUAUCUAUUAUACCAUGAAGGCCGUUCAGUUUGUGCGCUACAACUCCAUCAGCCAUGAGCUGGUGACAGCCGGAUCGCAUAACAUCUGCCCGACUCUAAAGUACGAGAUCGAGACCGAUCUUUCGACAGACGAAUGGAUCACCAGCAUCUAUCUCGAUGAAGCAAAUCACAGGAUGUACGCCAUCAUCGACACGCGGAUUUUGAUAUGCUGCAUUCUGCACUACAGCGAAUAUAAUUACACCAUCAUCGCCUGCGCGGAUGGGUCAAUCAAGAUCAAGAACCUCACCAAUGCGGUUGUCCAUGAGUUCACAAGCCACACAAAGCGUGUGACGGGGCUGGCGGUCUAUCCCUUUGGGCCAAUCAUCAUGUCUUGUGCGCUCGACAUGACGGUCCGUAUGUACAAUCUCAAAAACUUCAAGGAGGUUUACUGCUUCCAUAUUCGUGAACAGCCGAUGGGAAUCGAAAUUGCCGACAAGGCCGUUUUGAACAUCUAUACAAGGGAGGGGAUCCUGGCUUGGAAUCUCAACCAUAUCAAUACAAGCUUCUCGUCCAUCAAUUCGCAGGCUAAGCGUCUUGUCAACUAUCAAGGCACUAGAACUCCAUGUCGUAUCUUGGCGUGGAGCGAUGAUAGCGUCAUUCGGCUCAUAUCGCCCGCGACCGGCAAGUCCAUAACGACUGUGCUGCCGCUUGUCGAGUCCGAGUCCAUCACGGCGCUCAGCUAUUGUCCGUCGAUAGAGAAGCUGUUUAUCAUGCUCACCAACUCUGAGAUCUGGGUUAUCGCCACCAACGUGAAUCCGUGUCUGGUCGUGGAUAUAUGGCGACCCAACGGACCAAUCCGCGAGGAUUGCACAUGUAUAUGCGUUUGCGAUGGCGUGUUCCAGCAUCAUCAGCCAUCGCCCAGUGGGUACGAGCGCAGCAAAGGAUUUGCCUUCUUGUUCGGCGGAACGGGCAACGGUCAAGUUCUGGUGUAUACACGGUUUGGGGUGCUCCAUAAUGGUGAAGUCACGCAAAUCAUCUACAUCUCCAAACAGCAGCUUUUGAUUACGGGAGGUGCAGACGAAUUGAUCAAGAUAUGCACACUGGAGCCCAUGAGCAGCGAGCUGAUCCAAGUCAAAGUGAGCAUCAAGGCUGGAUUCAUACCGCGGCUUAUAUCCAUUAGCGACAAUGCCGUGGCAGCAACGUCCGAUGACUGGAGCAUCCACAUGUUUCAAUUCAACCUGCAUCGGAACGAGAGCAGAAAAAUGCCGACGCAUCUGCGCUCCGACGACCACACGGAUGCGGUCACAGCAAUAUGUCCAAUCCCUAUGCUUGGCCUGUUCAUCUCCUCCUCGCGAGAUGGCACGCUUCGUUUGUGGGAUAGCUUCAACACUCUGAUCAGAGAGGUGCAGUUCACGCAGCCGCUCGAAGCUGUCUGCGUCAACUCAGAGAGAGGAGACAUUCUUGUUGGCAUCCAGAACCGAGUCGACAUCAUUCAGUACUCUUUGUAUCUGCCUCCCGGAUACAUUGCCACAGUGCAGUCCCUCGAAUUUCCGGAGAUGCCGGUGGAGCCUUCCUUGCCCUUUGACGACAAUCAAGCGAUUUGGAAGGCGGUACCGCUGCAGAGCUAUUCGACAAGACAAGACUUUUUUCACGCCAUCAACCUUGUCAGCACGGGUGUGGAGGCUCUCAGCUCUCAAAGCCUCUCCUCCGCAACUACAUUCGAACUGGAGACUCCGAUGUUGUCAAAGGAGCAUCAACUCAGCUCAACCGAAAACAUUUAUCGAAUGUUGGAUGUUUUGAUGCUGCGCCGGCAAGAAGUUGUCGACCGUGCCAAGAAGCGUAUCAGCGAGGAGCUGUCCAACGUCCGGCGCAAGGAUCAAAUCCUCCACGAAGAGUACGAAAAGUAUAUCAAAUACAGGCCUCUGAUGCAACGCGAGCUUGAAGAAGACAGUGAGAAAGCUGGCUACAGGAGCUACUCGUUGAGCUAUCUGCAGUUCUCAGCACCAAUAACCCCUAGAGGCGAGGUUGCCGAAGAGCUUACGCUUCUCAGAGAGGUCAAGGAGAUUCAAAUGAACGAGGCCGAGUCGAUCGAGAGCGUAGCUGCUCUAGAGCAAGCUGCAGAAUCAAUUCAGUCAGUGACGCUAGAAGAACCAAGUGUCCCUAUCAUUCAAGAAGUUCCUCAGGAAAGCAUUUCACAAAUCAUCGCCAAAAUGCCAGUAACACCAAAGCACAGACUGAAAGUUGCCCCGGAUGGAGAGAUUCCAAACUCGGUGCUUUCUCACAACGUCGAGUCGUGGCGAUCAAAGCACACGGGAUAUCAACGUGCUGGGGCAAUCAGAGGCAUUCGACGAAAGAAAAAGGAAGCACCCAAGCCUGCUGACACUGUCGAGCGCAAGAAGAAGAGCGACGAGUACAAGGAGAGACUCAAAAAUCUACUCGAGAACAUGGCCAAGAAAGAGGAGGAAGAGAAAGCACAGGCAAACGAGGCUAAUAUCGUCGUUAUAGAGGAUGAAGAUGAGAAUGAAGCGGAGGAGGAAGAGGAGGUCUACAGAUCGAGGCUGCCUGCGAAUACUGGGCUCCGAAACGUCCAGAUGUACGAUCCUAUCGUGCAAGUUGUGGCAGAGAAGGUCCCGAUGAUCGUGCAGAAAGCUCUGGCGUUCUCAUGGUUUCCGGACGACGAGAAAAUCAAUCCGACGCCAGAAGCCAUCGCCGAGAUCAUAGUGGGCAAACUGUGGGAGUACUCCAAGCCGGAAAUCAAGCUGGAGAUGCUGGACUUUAUCAAUUGGAUCUAUGAGGAGCUCGGCAUCCGAGACACAACUAUGAUUAUGCGAACACUCUGCAGGUAUCUGCAGUCGAGGCUCACCGAGUCGAUGGAUGACACCGAUGUCAAGCUUCGAGAAAAGAUCAUAGGUGUUUUGACAAAGUUCUCGGUUCCAUAUACCGAAGUGAUAUCGACGUUGAUCAUGCAGCUGAUCUUGCCUUACGAGCCGAUUGUCGCGCCAUCAAAGCACUUGAUGUCAGCACUCGGAAUUGCUUGUGCCGAAAGUCAGUUCCUCAAGAUGCAGAUUGAAGAGAUCUACAAUGAGUCUCAAAACCAACUCAUGGCAUUUAAUGCCGCAAGGGGUGAGAGUGGAUCUCGGCCACAAACGCUCACGAAACCAAAAGACUUCCGGGAGCUAGCGACGCUGUGGAUCCGGACGUGCUUGAAAAACUACUUGAUGAAGACGCUGAAGGAUAAGGACGCAAUUGCGCUUCUAAAGAAGCUCACUCCCUUCGGAAUCGAAGACCGCGGCAGCACCAGCAACUCGUCGGCACCAAGCACCCCUGCUCAAGCAUCCUCAACGGGCACGGCAAAAACUUCAAACCCAAGUACCCCCUCCAAUCAAAUCGACAAAUCUCGGCGCUCGUCCGUCAAGGGUCGCCGCGAGUCCACAGCCACACAAAGCAGGAGACCAACGAGCCCGCAGAAGACCCGCUCACGCCAGACCUCGAUCGCUACUGGAGCAAACCAAGGCAGGCCAAGGGCAAGUAGCGUCAGCUUCCAUCCGGAUGUCGGCGAAUCCGGUCCGGAGGAUCCAAAAGACCAGCUCAGGCGCCUUGCCGUCACGCUUGAAAGCUCAAACGAGAAGCUGGAUGAAGAGACCAACGAGGCCAUUGUCUCACGCCCGGUGACAGCCAUCGGUGACUCGACCAUAGAAGGAGUUGUCAUCGAGACCCGGGAUCCAGGCUCACGCGAUCCGGUGAGCAUCUUGCGGAAUCCUUCCGGCCAAGACUUUGUGGAUGCAGUGAACUACUUCAUUGUCACAUUGGAAAAGAAGGCGGCGAAGGAGGAGCAAGAACGGCUUGCCAAACUGCGCGAGCAGUCCGCGCAGGCCCAGAGACAGCGUCUCGAAGCUGAAAAGAAAGCACAGCUCGAGGAGUACCUCAGACAGAAAGAAGAGGAGCGACAGGCCCGAUCGGCCGCACGACGAGAGAGAAUAGCCAGUCUCAGGGCGCAAGAGAAGGCCAAGGCCGACGAGUCCCAGAAGAGGCGACGCGGAGUCAACUGGAAGACAGUCGGACAGACGCACCAAAGCAAAUGCCAUCCGUCACGGGAAACACUCAACGUUGCCUUGGACAAAUUUCCGUCCAUGUGUGGAUCCUUCUUGCGAUCGUUCACCAAUGAAAUCACCCUCAACAUGGCAUCGCUGGCCAAGACCAUGCCGAUGGAACACGUCGUCUUGAGCCCGUUUGGCGAGCCUCCACUCUCCCAGAGGAUUCUGUCCGCCGCAGCCCGAGAAAAGGUUCAUGGGCGAGACUAUCCGUACUCGCCGUUUGUGAACUCGCAACACACCUUGGUCCCGGAGUGGAAAGAAUAUCACGCCGAUGAACGACGUUCUUCGACGACUCGUUCGGAUGUGUCGUAUAUCCGGGCGCCGUUGACUUUCCGUGAAAACAACGUAAGGAUCGUCAAGGAUCUCUACCUCCAAGAAUUCGACCCGGAGGGCGACGAGUCAGCAAAGUUCAAGACCCAGAAGAAGUACUUUAUUCCAUCGCUUGCCGUUCCUGACAUUGACGAUGAGUUGAAUGACGAGCUCCAGAACAUGGACGAGAGCGAGCGCCCUUCCCAGGCACACUCGCACCGACACUCGCACUCACACUCGCACUCGCAGUCCUUCCAUCGGCUUUCGGAAACAGACCAGCAGCUUCAAAGAAUGAAAAACAGGCGCUACAUAUAGCCGAUCUGUUGAGCCAACUGUGCCAG
This is a messenger RNA of Polychytrium aggregatum, 8390 nucleotides long. RefSeq lists its product as uncharacterized. Gene Ontology annotation, molecular function: nucleic acid binding; protein binding. The transcript is spliced from 29 exons. The coding region runs from base 1 to 8364 and encodes 2787 amino acids. The record is from RefSeq and is a predicted model, not a curated record. NCBI's taxonomy places the organism in Eukaryota, Fungi, Chytridiomycota, Chytridiomycetes, Polychytriales.